This is a messenger RNA of Panicum hallii, 522 nucleotides long. RefSeq lists its product as uncharacterized. NCBI's taxonomy places the organism in Eukaryota, Viridiplantae, Streptophyta, Magnoliopsida, Poales, Poaceae. The record is from RefSeq and is a predicted model, not a curated record. The transcript has a single exon. The coding region runs from base 80 to 337 and encodes 85 amino acids.
GAGACGGGCAGCAGCAUCAGCACCAGCAGCAUCUGAACGGCGUAGCCGCGUAGCAACUAGCAAGUGACAGGGAAGGAGGAUGUCGGGAGCCCAGGGCGCGCACCCGGUCGGCCAGACGACGCCGACGACGUACGAGUCGGUGGGCGGCGGGGAGAACCGCACGCGCACGGACCUGCGGUCGCGGGAGGACCAGGGCGCCAUCCAGAUCGAGAAGGUGCAGGACAAGGUCGACGAUGCCGCGGGGCGAGGGGUGGACCACGGCGCCUUCGGCGACAAGAAGGAGGGCCGCCACGCCAACGCCGACGCAGGGGCCACCGGCACCGGCGCCGGCGCGUGACCGGCCGGGGCCAUGGCUCGCGCGCUCGUGCUGUACGUGUGUGUCUGCGGUAGUUGUGCGCAUGUUCUUGCUCUGUUUACCUGCGUGUGAAACAUUUCUAUGUACGCAACCCGUGCUUGUGGAAGAUGGCAAUGACUGAUGAAAUAACAUGGUAGUGGACCGUCUGGUUUGAAUCCUAGUUUUAA